UCCUUUUUUUUUUGCAAAUGUAUUUUCUGUCUUUUUUCAGAACAGUCCACGCUGUCGGAGUCUUGUCACACGGAGCCGGGAAUAUCACAGUGCUCUGCAGAUUGUGGACGAAGUUCACUAAUACACUUCAGAAACAGCGAAGAAGAGAUCUCAUGACAACAAUUGCCUGUAGACCCUCCCUCCUCUCCCUCCUCCUGUUCCUUCUCUCCCUCCCUCCCUCCCUCCCUCUCUUCUUAGUAUCAGCGUUCUCCCAGCAAACACACAGUCAACUCCAACUUGGCGGCUGCUGCGGAGCAUAUCAGGUUUCUACAGGAUUGCGAGAGUCUCACACCCCUUACUGAAUUACUGUCCUUCUCUGUCUCGCCAAGGAAGACACAUCAAAACAGAGCUUGUGCCAUGAAGUGAUCACCCUACAAACAAGCUUCCUUUGGGUCAAGUCUUGCCCCACCUGUCUCGCCUGUAAACAUGGGGUUGUGUGGGAGUAUGACGGGUUGGAGAUGCUGGGGCAGUGCUGGAGCGCUCAGAGCCAGCGUAGGAGUGAUGCUGCUAGGACUCAGCCUGUCUCAGUCUGUCCGUCCACAGGCUGCCUGUGCAGCAGCUGCGGCCCCACAGAGCCUCACCCAGCCCCAAUACCAGGACACGAUAGGGGAGGAAACCGGCGCGGGCUUCAUGGCAGCUCUGGUCCACUCCUUCCUCUACGCAGUCCAGCCUAACCCAUUUCCAGGAGAUCUAAUCUUGAAAAUAAUAGAUUUUCAGCAAGUGCUGUCAAAUCAAGAACUCAUCAAAGAAAUCCUGGUGUAUAGUGUGGGAUUCCUGGUGUGUGUAGCAAUUGCCAUCCUGUACAUCAUCCUGAUGCCCGUAGUUGGCUUGUUCUUGGCGUGCUGUCGCUGCUGCGGUAACUGUGGUGGGAAGAUGUACCAGAAGCAGACGUCCUCCAUUCACUGUCGCAGAAGAACUCUCUACUGGAGUGCAUUCAUCACCACAGUCAUUAUCCUUGCUGGGAACAUCUGCAUGUUCAAAAGCAAUGAAGCCCUCAAAGUAAGUGUGGAUCAGAGUCCAGCGCAGCUCAACACAACUCUAGACAACAUCCACAACUUCAUCACAGCUGUGCCUCAGCAAAUUGAUUAUGUGGUGAAUGAGAGCUACAAAACCAUAGAAGAGGUGACCAGAAACCUAGAAGGCAUUGGAUAUCAGUUGGGGACAGACAUCCAGGACCGAUUCAAUGGAACUCUGGCCCCAGCCCUGCGCCCAGUUAGGCUUCUGAACCAAGAGAUUACAGACACCAAUGUUCAACUUAACCGACUGAACUCAUCUUUGGCCCAGCUGCAGUCCAGCAUGGACCUCCUUCAGGCCAAUGUCACCGCUGUUAAAAAUCGCAUCAAUCAGACUUUAUCCAACUCAAACUGUCAUGGCUGUGAAAACCUAAAGCCAGAGCUACAGAGUAUAACACUGGACGCCUCCAUCACUGUUCCCAGCUUGAAUGAGUUCCAGUCUGCGGUGGAUAAAGUCAUCAAAAUUAAUCUCACAUCCAGAAUCGAGGAGGUGGAGGACUAUUUCAACAGCAUCCCCCAGGCAGUGACCAAUGCUACCAAGGAUAUAGUUGCAAAAAGCAAGCAGCUGCUGGGUGAUAUAAGAUCACAGCUCUCACGGGUUACUGAUAGCAUCCCUUUAUCUGCUCUGACCAAUGUGUCGGGGGCUCUGAACACGGCGCAAAGAGAGAUCAGCAAGAUCACCCCGGAGGUCGAGAGAGCUGAGCAUAUAAGAUGGAAAGUAUGUGUUGCGGUAUGCUGUGUGGUGCUCCUGGUAGUGGUGUGUAACCUCCUGGGUCUGGUCCUGGGCCCUCUGGGUCUGACACCCAAAGGAGACCCCACAAAACGCUCCACCACAGCGAAUUGUGGAGGCACCUUCCUCAUGAUGGGUGCUGGUUUCAGCUUUCUCUUCUCCUGGCUGUUCAUGAUAGUGGUGGUGGUGCUGUUCCUCCUGGGUGGAAACCUUUUCACCCUGGUCUGUAGGCCCUGGAGCAGCGGAGAACUCCUAAAGUUCAUUGAUACUUCGGGUUUAAUACCAGAAAGUCAGAGUUUUGGAUUGAAAACCAACAUCAAUCUCUCUGAAAUCUAUAGAGACUGUGAGGAAAACCAGCCUUUGUGGACAACAUUGCACUUGGAUGAAGUGAUAAACCUUGGAGACCUGCUCAAUGUAUCUAAAUACACUGAGCGGAUCCAGCAGCAGUUUGAGAAUACGGACAUCACUCUGUCCACCAUCACUCUCCUAAGCCCUGAAGUUAAAAACCAACUCAGCAACUUCUCCACCAAGGCUAAAAGUUUUGACGCCGCUGCCAUCACACAGCAGAUGAACAACAUUUCCAGGAUCAAUCUCAAUGCAACAGCAAAAAAACUGAAUGGUUUAGCUCAAAAUCAAACAAACAAUGAUGUUAAAAAUGAGCUUCAAAAUGAGGCCAAGGACCUGAUUCAGAUCCAGAUCAGCAUAGAAACAACUAUCAUCCCACAGCUGGAAAACCUGAACUCGACCAUCAAGAGCCUUCAAUCCAUCACAGGAAAAAUCAAUGGCACAGUGGGGGAGGUGCUGAGCAGCGUGGGAGCAGCACAAGACUUCCUCAACACAAAUACAACACAGAUCGUCAAGACCGAAAGCAGAAGGUUUUUGGACUGUCAGCUGGGUUACUUCAUUGCUUACGCUGACUGGGCCAACCUCACGAUCACACAGCAGGUGGGCCGCUGUCAGCCGUUGGCGGGAGCUCUGGACACUGUGGAGCUUGUCCUCUGCUCAUACAUGGUGGAGUCUCUGAAUGCGUUCUGGUUCAGUCUGGGAUGGUGCAUACUUUUCUUCAUCCCCAGCAUCAUCUUUUCCAUCAAACUAGCCAAGUACUACAGGAAAAUGAAGUACUCUGAUGUCUAUGAAAACCACAUAACUAUGAACCACAUCCCGCGGGCCCAGAUGAAAAUCACCUGAGAGGAGGGCAUGUGUGCGGUACAGCUUUAAAAGGCCGCAGGCACGACUGUGGCAUCCCUUGACAGAAUAAAAAACUCAUGGUGCACUUCUGCACAGAUGUGGCACAUUGUCACUCUGGUGAAAAAUCUCAAACUGAAAAAAAAAAAACAAACAAAAAAAAAAAGAGAGUUAGGUCAUCUACUUCACUUUACCUUUACUUUUUUAAAUUCCAAUUUUCACACUAAAUGCAAAGCAGCUUAUUAAAUGACUGCAGUGGUCAUACAACACAUUUCAUACAACACGCAGCAUCUUUGCAUUGACCUCAGGGGGACACAGGGCAUAAGGGAAUCUUCAGGGAUCAGUUUUUCAUCACUUAUAAUAAACAUUUAAAGAGAUUUAUUUCAUUCAUAGUUUUAAAUAAAUGGAUUCCAUGUAUUUGAUGUAUGAACUGAGCCUGCUGUUGGAAUAUGAGAAUAUAUAUUUAUUUUGCUGAGAGUUGAUCACAUAUAGUAAUGUCGGUGGGCAGUGCUUUCAGAGAAUGCAGCAGUGUGUUACUGUGCCAACUGGCAUUUGUAAUGUGCCAGCCUCUGUCUGCUCUUCUUGGAAACCUAAUUCCAGUGGAAACACUUAACUAAAUUCUAAUUUUACUUGCACUGAUCUUUGAAAUCAAAGCACAAUUUCCUGUGUAAAUCACGAAAUGAAUACACUUUUUUUUUGUGUGACAAAGACUGAAAAUGUCAGUCACCCUAUUGUUUCUAUUUGAAACUACACAAUGCAACUUAAAGUUUUUAUUUUUAACAUUUUGUUUGCAAAUAUGCUUUUGUAAAUCUUGAUUUUGACUGACGUUCUUGAUUUAAUAAUGCUGAUUUUUGUACUUUGUACUCAGUAGUAGAUUGUUUCAUCUGUUAUACAGCACUUUAUAUGUUGUUUUCAAAAGGUUAUGAGCAUUUCUAUCAGCUGAAUUGUAAAAACUACUGUGAAUACAAAUUGUUACUGUUACUGAC
Messenger RNA from Toxotes jaculatrix (banded archerfish), 3953 nucleotides. It is a transcript of the gene prom2, whose product is annotated as prominin 2. The transcript has 25 exons. Gene Ontology annotation, cellular component: apical plasma membrane; microvillus; prominosome. The record is from RefSeq and is a predicted model, not a curated record. Gene Ontology annotation, molecular function: cholesterol binding. The coding region runs from base 466 to 2970 and encodes 834 amino acids. NCBI's taxonomy places the organism in Eukaryota, Metazoa, Chordata, Actinopteri, Toxotidae.